AUGUGUCGAUCCAAGCUGAACCGAUGGUCAAUGGGUCAUAACAUAUAUCUUCCAUUUUCAACGCCAAUGCUUUGGAGAGAACAACAGAACCACGUAGAUGACUGCAAUUUUUGCUUAACGAACGUUAUGGGUAUAAAUUCAAAAAAUUUAGAAAGCCUGAAAUAUCCAGAAGUUUUAUCAGUAUCAAAGCCAGUUCCUCGUCACGAAAAUAUCCCUUUACCUGUUUUACCCACAACGCAUAUAAGCAUGGAAGCACUUGAGCGUGAAGGGCCUGGAUUUCAAUAUCUUAUUAAACUGUUCCCCAAAAUUUCUUACGAGAAAAUCAAAGAAGGAAUUUUUAUCGGACCAGAUAUAAGAAAAUUGAUUAAUGAUGACAACUUCACCAAAUGUUCUCCUACUGAAGCAGCAGCAUGGGCCUCAUUUAAGAGCGUCGUUCGUAAUUUCCUUGGAAACAGAAAAAGUAAAGACUACAAGGCAAUUGUCGCGGAUCUUUUGGACAAUUAUUUUAAAACGGAACCUAUAGUGACGAGGAAGGAGAGCCCUUACAUCAAGAUUUGCAGAAAAUUGAACUACCAAGGUUUUUCGGACGAGGGGAUGUUAAGCGAUGAUUGUUGGUCACUUAUACGUGAAACAAACCCAUACAAUUAUAAAAAACCCAUUUCAUCUGCACUCCAAUUUAAAAUGUGUCUUUCUAAAGCAAUUCCAAAUCAAGCAAACUACAACCCAACAGAUGCAACCCCCAAUUCUAAAAAGGCCAAACUCCACAAUCUCUCUCCAAAUGAAAAUACCAACCCCAUAAAAAGAAGCAAGACAAUAAGCUCUCUUAACAUUGAUACACAACUCCAAUUUCUGCAUCGACUUACACCCCCCCUAGCCCAAAGCAAUUCGCCUCAUCAACAUACACCCCCCACCUCAGACCAAUGUACCUCCAAUUGUUCUAAUAAACAAAGCCAGAUGGCAAACUCUUUCUAG
This is a messenger RNA of Brassicogethes aeneus, 972 nucleotides long. The record is from the annotation of a GenBank genome assembly. Lineage: Eukaryota; Metazoa; Arthropoda; Insecta; Coleoptera; Nitidulidae.